AUGCUCGUGCUCUCCUUCGUCCUCGGCCACGUCCUGCGCCGCCACCGCUUCUACUACCUCCCCGAGGCCAGCGCCUCGCUCCUCAUCGGCUUAGUUGUUGGUGUCCUGGCUAAUAUUUCAAAUACAGAGACCAACACAAGGACAUGGUUCAACUUCCAUGAAGAGUUCUUCUUCUUGUUCUUAUUACCUCCGAUAAUAUUAUAUCCUUUUUUGCAAUUAUUUUCUCCUAUCACUUGGAUUUUCUUGAUGAAAAGAAAGAAACCAUUCUUUGCAAACUUUGGGGCUAUCGUAACUUUUGCAAUUCUUGGGACAUUCAUUGCUUCUGUUGUAACAGGAGUUCUUGUCUAUCUUGGUGGGCUGACAUUUCUAAUGUACAAACUUCCACUGGUUGAAUGCCUUAUGUUUGGUGCUCUUAUAUCUGCAACUGAUCCAGUCACAGUGCUAUCAAUAUUCCAGGAACUGGGCUCUGAUGUUAACUUGUAUGCUUUGGUGUUUGGAGAAUCUGUUUUGAAUGAUGCGGACAAUGUCAUCAGUCAGAAGUCAUGCAGCAGGUACAUGUUAGCAGAAGGACUCGGCUUGUCAGGGAUUGUUUCUAUAUUAUUCACAGGGAUGGUUAUGAAGCAUUACACAUAUUCCAAUCUGUCAGACAACUCACAGCGCUUUGUUUCCGCCUUUUUCCAUUUACUGUCAUCUUUAGCUGAAACAUUUGUGUUCAUUUAUAUGGGAUUCGAUAUUGCCAUGGAAGAGCAUAGCUGGUCACAUGUUGGCUUCAUCUUCUUCUCAAUUAUAUUCAUAGUUGUUGCAAGGGCUGCAAAUGUCUUUUCUUGUGCAUACUUGGUUAACAUGUCUCGGCCACAACAUCGGCGUAUACCUCUAAAGCAUCAAAAAGCACUCUGGUUCAGCGGUCUUAGAGGGGCCAUGGCUUUUGCUCUUGCUCUCCAAUCUGUGCAUGAGCUUCCUGAAGGACAUGGAAAAACGAUAUUCACCGCUACCACAGCCAUUGUUGUUUUGACGGUACUUCUCAUUGGAGGGUCGACAGGAACUAUGCUUGAAGCUUUGGAUGUUGUUGGAGAUGAAAACACAUCAAUAGAAAAUUAUGAGGACAAUGGUUAUAUGCCUCCAAGUUAUGAAGAAGGUACAUCAUCUGGGGGAGGAUUGAGAAUGAAACUCAAACAGCUCCACAAAAGCACGACAUCAUUCACUGCCCUUGACAAGAACUAUCUCACUCCAUUUUUCACGAGUCAAACAGAUGGCGACGACGACGACUUCAGUCAGCAACCCCAAAACCGAAGGAUAGCGUUUUAUGAUCAAUAG
This is a messenger RNA of Miscanthus lutarioriparius, 1314 nucleotides long. The record is from the annotation of a GenBank genome assembly. NCBI's taxonomy places the organism in Eukaryota, Viridiplantae, Streptophyta, Magnoliopsida, Poales, Poaceae.